Pipistrellus nathusii (Nathusius's pipistrelle) is the source of this 780-nucleotide messenger RNA. Lineage: Eukaryota; Metazoa; Chordata; Mammalia; Chiroptera; Vespertilionidae. The record is from the annotation of a GenBank genome assembly.
AUGAUGACCUUGGCCACUAGUUUUGUCCUUAGAAGCCUGGUGCUGGCCUUCUACAUGCCUUUUGUCAUGACUGUCCCUAAAACACUGGCCAUCCCUGAGAAGCUGAAAGAAGCUGUGGGGAAAGUCAUUGUCAACGCCACCACCUGUACUGUCACCUGUGGCCUUGGCUACAAGGAGGAGACUGUCUGUGAGAUGGGCCCUGAUGGAGUGAGAAGGAAGUGUACAUCUCAGCGCUUGGAAUGUCUGACCAACUGGAUCUGUGGGAUGCUCCAUUUCACCGUUCUCAAAGGCAAAGAAUUUGAGCUGAGCUGUCUGAGUUCAGACAUCUUGGAGAUCGGGCAGGAAGCAUUCCGGUUCACCUGGAGACUUGCUCGGGGUAUCAUCUCCACGGAUGAUGAAGUCUUCAAGCCCUUCCGAGCCAGUUCCCACUUUGUGAGGUUCAGAUAUAUUCAGGAGGUGGACUCCGGGACUUACCGGUGUGAUGUGCAGCUGUUAGAAAACUUGAGACUUGUCAAGAGGCUCUAUUUUGGGGUGAGGGUCCUUCUUCCUAAGUUGGUGAAGCUGAAUUUUCAGCAGUCCCUCACUGAGGAUCAGAAGUUAGUAGAUGAGGGCCUGCCAGUGGUUCUGGGUAACUAUUCCAGGCCUUACCGUCCAUCGUGGAGAAAGAAGGUGGCGAUAGCCUUGGGCAUAGGAAUUACUAGUGGAGUGAUGAGCACUGUGAUGUUGGGCAUUGCCUUGUACAGUGGGUGGUGGACGACCAAUGGCAAUGCCAGUUUUUAG